Botrytis cinerea B05.10 is the source of this 1870-nucleotide messenger RNA. It is a transcript of the gene Bcpg2, whose product is annotated as Bcpg2. Gene Ontology annotation, biological process: pectin catabolic process. The transcript has 5 exons. Gene Ontology annotation, cellular component: extracellular region. Gene Ontology annotation, molecular function: polygalacturonase activity. The record is from RefSeq and is a predicted model, not a curated record. The coding region runs from base 419 to 1654 and encodes 411 amino acids. Lineage: Eukaryota; Fungi; Ascomycota; Leotiomycetes; Helotiales; Sclerotiniaceae.
GCAUUUCCCUGCGUUGCAGAGUCAACUUCGACUACUAACGUAAAAUGUAAACUUAAUGGAAGUUUUUCCAUCAAUCAUACAUCCACUGUUAUGAAUUGCAAACGACUACCAAGAGCUGGAAUAUAGCCGAGCACUUGGGAUUGCUGUUCAAAGUCUUCCCCUAUUGACUUUUGACUUUCGUACUUCGAAGGUACCAAUAGAGUUAUGCGAAAGUUAAACAAAUUGCAUUGUGUUUAUUCUCGUGAGUGAACAUCUCGCUUGGGAUCCGAUAGGAUGUUUGAGAUAGCAUUGCCCAUCUCCCGUAUACGAUAUUGUACUCGUUAAGGUUGGCAAACACCAAGAAGAAUUUCGCAGGGUUAGGAGAACAUCAUCAGAUCUAUGUUCACGUAACCUGCUCAUUGCUUACGGAAUGUAAUCAAUGAAGGACCACCUCCGAAUGCGAAAUACCUCUAUGUGGGAGCUCAAGUUUUUCUAUAACACAGUCUUUCCCAUACACUUCACCCGAUUACACUCAUUGUGUUCACUCAAAAUGGUUCAUAUCACAAGCCUUAUUUCUUUUUUGGCCAGCACCGCUUUGGUGUCUGCAGCUCCAGGUUCCGCCCCAGCAGAUCUUGAUAGGCGUGCUGGUUGCACAUUCAGCACCGCCGCUACUGCUAUAGCCUCAAAGACCACCUGCUCUACUAUCAUUUUGGACAGCGUCGUUGUUCCAGCUGGAACCACUCUUGACUUGACUGGCCUCAAAACCGGCACCAAAGUUAUUUUCCAGGGAACUGCCACUUUUGGUUACUCUGAGUGGGAAGGCCCUCUUAUUUCCAUCUCCGGACAAGAUAUUGUCGUCACCGGUGCAUCCGGAAACAAGAUUGACGGCGGCGGAGCAAGAUGGUGGGAUGGACUUGGAUCUAAUGUUUCUGCCGGAAAAGGCAAAGUCAAGCCUAAGUUCUUCUCAGCCCACAAGUUGACUGGAUCUUCCAGUAUCACUGGUUUGAAUUUCCUCAAUGCACCCGUUCAGUGCAUUUCUAUUGGACAAUCUGUUGGAUUGUCGCUUAUCAAUAUCAACAUUGAUAACUCUGCUGGAGAUGCUGGUAACCUUGGCCACAACACCGAUGCUUUUGACAUCAACUUGAGUCAAAACAUUUUCAUCUCCGGAGCAAUUGUCAAGAACCAAGAUGAUUGUGUUGCUGUCAACUCUGGCACCAACAUUACUUUCACCGGUGGAAACUGCUCUGGUGGCCAUGGUCUCUCCAUCGGUUCCGUCGGUGGACGCAGCGGCACCGGAGCCAACGAUGUCAAGGACGUGCGAUUCCUCUCUUCUACUGUUCAAAAAUCGACCAAUGGUGUUCGAGUUAAGACCGUCAGCGAUACCAAAGGCUCUGUCACCGGCGUCACUUUCCAGGACAUCACUCUCAUCGGCAUCACCGGAGUUGGCAUUGAUGUUCAACAGGAUUAUCAAAAUGGCAGCCCUACUGGUACACCAACUAAUGGUGUUCCAAUCACCGGAUUGACUAUGAACAAUGUUCACGGUAAUGUUAUUGGAGGUCAAAAUACUUAUAUUCUCUGUGCAAACUGCUCAGGCUGGACUUGGAAUAAGGUUGCUGUUACCGGUGGAACUGUUAAGAAGGCUUGUGCUGGUGUUCCUACCGGAGCUUCUUGCUAAAUUUGAGACUGUUUCGAGCUACUCAGCGAGAUAAGUCAUGGUGACUGACAAUGGUUGAUAACCAUGGGGUAACUAGAAAGGGGAUAGUGAGAUGAAAGGUUUUUGAAGAACGUUUUGAUCAUUUAAUAUAAGAAUUCUUUUGCAUUUGGUGGUUAGAUAUUGGGUGGAUAAACGUGAAAGAUAGUUGGCUCUAAAAUUUAGACAUGCUUCUUUCCA